Messenger RNA from Miscanthus lutarioriparius, 648 nucleotides. Lineage: Eukaryota; Viridiplantae; Streptophyta; Magnoliopsida; Poales; Poaceae. The record is from the annotation of a GenBank genome assembly.
AUGUACUCCUUCGAGCAAGACCACACGGCGGCAGAGCGUACCACCACCACGUUCGACACGAGCUACCAGCCCUGCGCCGGUGCCGGUGCCGCUGGCCGCUCGCUCCAGUCCGCCCAUCAUCCCGGCGGCCAGCAAGUCCUCCGGACCGCCGCCGGGUCCGGGUCCGGGUCCGGGUCCGGGUCCGCGCCCGCCGCCGUGCAGCCACGGCGCGCCAAGAGUAGUAGCAAGAAGCACGCGGCGGCGUCGCGGCACUCGUCGUCGUCGCGUCGGUCCUCGACCACCGUGGUCGCGACCGACGUGAACAACUUCCGGGCCAUGGUGCAGGAGCUCACCGGCUUCCCGCCCGCCGCCAUCUUCCGGCCGCUGCCGCGCAGGGUGCACGCGGCCAGCCCCUUCGUCGCCGUCUCCGCCGCCUCGGGGCAAGGAUGUGGCGGCCGGGAACAGCACGGGCAUGCAAGUUGGGAGGCGACAAACAGUAGUACUACUGCCGGCGGCGGCGGCAGCAGCAGUCCCGACGACGCUCCGGCCGUGCCGCCUGUGGCGCUGGCUGCGCAGCAGCCGCAGUUCGCGCCGCUGGGCGUCUUCGACGGCCUGUCCGACCUCGGCUCGCCGGAGUUCGACUCGUGGGGUGAUUUGUCCAUCGAUUAA